GGACAGAAGGCUUCCUAGGGUUUUCUUCUGGAGGGAAGAGGUAAAGCGCCCUCCUCUCGUUAUCCCUCCCCUCUCUCGUCGUCUCCAGAUUUCUAGGGUUUUGGGAGGGAGGGAAGAAGCCGGCUCGUCUCUCCUCCGGAUUCAUUCGUCCCGGAGAUUGUGAGAUCUAUUUCCUUUUUCUUCUCGGAGGGUCGGUUUCGAUUGCCUGCAAUUUCUGGGGUUUAUCGAGGGAGGGGAAGAAAGGAAGAGUCAUCACGAUGCCGAAUUACGACCUGACGUCGCGGAUCGCCCUGCACCUUGACCGGCAUUUGGUCUUCCCGUUGCUGGAGUUCCUGCAGGAGAGGCAGCUAUACGCGGACGAAGAGAUACUCAAGGCGAAGACCGACCUCCUCAGCAAGACCAACAUGGUCGACUACGCCAUCGACAUACACAGGAGCCUUCACCAUACUGAGACAGUCCCUCAGGAUAUGCUUGACAGGCGCGCUGAAGUUGUUUCCAGAUUGAAGUCCCUGGAGGAAGCUGCUGCACCCCUUAUAUCAUUUCUCCAGAAUGCUUCCCUAGUUCAGGAUCUCCGCCCUGAUAAACAAUACAAUCUUCAAAUGUUGAACGAUCGCUAUCAGAUUGGUCCAGACCAGAUUGAAGCCUUAUAUCAGUAUGCUAAGUUCCAAUUUGAAUGCGGAAACUACUCUGGUGCAGCAGACUUUUUAUAUCAGUACCGUGCCCUGUGCACGAAUAGUGAUAGAAGCUUGAGUGCAUUAUGGGGAAAACUUGCGGCAGAGAUACUGAUGCAAAACUGGGAUGUAGCUCUUGAAGAGCUUAAUCGGUUAAAGGAGAUAAUAGAUUCCAAGAGCUUUUCAUCUCCACUCAUACAACUGCAAAACAGAACCUGGUUGAUGCAUUGGAGUCUCUUUAUUUUCUUUAACCACGAAAAUGGCAGAAAUGGCAUCAUUGAUCUUUUCUUCCAAGAUAGGUAUCUUAACGCUCUUCAAACAAAUGCACACCACCUUCUUCGCUAUGUGGCUACAGCUGUUAUUGUCAACAAAAGGAGAAGAAAUAUGCUGAAGGAGUUGAUCAAAGUCAUCCAGCAAGAGCAAUAUACAUAUAAAGACCCCGUUACAGAGUUUCUGGAGUGUUUGUAUAUCAAUUAUGAUUUUGAAGGUGCACAACAAAAGCUCCGAGAGUGUGAAGAUGUGAUAUUGAAUGACCCAUUUCUUGGCAAACAAGUUCAAGAGGGUAACUUUACCACGGUACCUUUGAGAGACGAAUUUCUUGAGAAUGCUCGACUCUUUGUAUUUGAAACCUAUUGUCGCAUACAUCGUUGUAUUGAUAUUGGCAUGCUUGCCGAAAAGUUGAAUAUGAGCUAUGAUGAAGCCGAGAGAUGGAUAGUAAAUCUUGUUCGGAACUCCAAGCUUGAUGCUAAGAUUGAUUCAAUGUCGGGGACAGUCGUCAUGGGGACCAGCUACGUCAAUGUGUACGAGCAGAUCAUAGAAAGCACAAAACAGUUGUCUGUUCGCACAUAUAUGCUGGCUAAGAAUGUUAUCGAAUCGUCACCAGUCGGACAGGCUGCUGCUCGGUGAUGAUCGAUAACUGCUCCCGAAUUAUACCAUCAUCCUGUUUGAUUUUGUAUUUUUCCCGUUGGGGGAGCCAUUUUAGUUGGCUUUUUCUUUCUUAAAAAUUUGCAAGUGGGGAUGUUAUUGACGGUGAAUUUAUUUAUAACGCUGAAGCUAAUUUUGAUUACGGGCUACAA
Messenger RNA from Nymphaea colorata (pocket water lily), 1747 nucleotides. RefSeq names its product eukaryotic translation initiation factor 3 subunit E. Gene Ontology annotation, cellular component: cytoplasm; nucleus; eukaryotic translation initiation factor 3 complex. The record is from RefSeq and is a predicted model, not a curated record. Gene Ontology annotation, molecular function: translation initiation factor activity; protein binding. The coding region runs from base 258 to 1577 and encodes 439 amino acids. The transcript has 8 exons. Gene Ontology annotation, biological process: translational initiation. Lineage: Eukaryota; Viridiplantae; Streptophyta; Magnoliopsida; Nymphaeales; Nymphaeaceae.